CUAAAACCCAAAAAUACCACUCAAAUCCUAACUUAACUAGCCUUCUUGAAAGUUGAAACCUACAUCUCCAGUCCCUCACAUAACACCAAACUACUGAAACAGAGAAAGAGAGUAAAGUUAGUUUUUUAACUCCAAAAAAAUUCAACAAAAUCUUUUCCUCUCCUUCUUCUCCUUCCCAUUUCUCUCAGCAACUCCAAUUUUCGCUUCAUCUUCUUGUUCAUUUUUGUUUCUCUACAAUCCUUCGUUAUGGAUUUCCAAAUCCAUGGCGUUGUUUCUAAAACCAUAUUCUAUGUCUUUACAUUCCUCUCUAUUCUAGGUACAAUCUAUGGAAGUGCAUUACCAGUAAAUUCAUCAAGUGGUGUUCAGAUUAAUUCGAAUUCAGUUCUUGUUGCACUUCUAGACUCUCAUUACACUGAACUCUCUGAAUUGGUUGAGAAAGCUUUGUUAUUACAGACAUUAGAAGAAGCUGUUGGUAAACACAACAUCACCAUCUUCGCGCCAAGAAAUGAAGCAUUGGAGAGAGAUCUUGAUCCUGAAUUCGAACGAUUCUUACUCGAACCAGGUAACAUCAAAUCUCUUCAAAAACUGUUGAUGUUUCAUAUCAUCCCUAGUCGAAUCGGAUCGUCCGAGUGGCCUUCUUCAUCUGUUAACGAGUCAACCAGGCAUCAUACUCUCUCCACUCAUGAACAUCUCAAUUUAUUCACGAACAAGGAUUCAACAAAGAAAGUCGAUCUCGCCGCAGUUAUUCAUCCCGAUGCUGUAAUUCGUCCUGACGGAAUCAUUCACGGAAUUGAACGGCUAUUAAUUCCACGAUCCGUGCAAGAGGAUUUUAAUAGUCGUCGUAGUUUACGGGCUAUUUCUGCAGUUAUACCAGAGGGAGCACCGGAAAUUGAUCCAAGAACAAACCGGUUGAAAAAGCCAAUAGCACCGGUCCCAGCCGGUUCACCACCAGCUUUGCCGAUUGAAGACGCAAUUGCACCAGGUCCAUCACUAGCACCAGCUCCAGCACCGGGUCCGGGAGGACCACGCCACCAUUUCGACGGGCACAGUCAGGUUAAAGAUUUUAUUCAAACUCUGUUGCAUUACGGUGGUUAUAAUGAAAUGGCUGAUAUCCUUGUGAACUUAACUUCAUUAGCAACUGAGAUGGGUAAAUUAGUAUCAGAAGGUUAUGUGAUUACGGUAUUAGCACCUAACGACGAAGCGAUGUCGAGAUUAACAACAGAUCAAUUGAGUGAACCUGGUGCACCCGAACAGAUAAUGUAUUAUCACAUAAUACCUGAAUAUCAAACUGAAGAGAGUAUGUAUAAUGCCGUGAGAAGGUUUGGGAAAGUGAAAUAUGAUACUUUGAGAUUGCCUCACAAAGUUGUUGCUCAAGAAGCUGAUGGGUCUGUUAAAUUUGGGAAUGGUGAUGAAUCCGCUUAUCUGUUUGAUCCUGAUAUCUUCACGGAUGGUAGAAUUUCAGUUCAAGGUAUUGACGGAGUCCUAUUUCCUCCUGAUGAAAAAGAAAAUCAACCCAAACCUGAAACUGAAAAGACUGUUCAGUCUACCGGUAGUAAAAUUUCAGUCAAGCCAAGAAGAGGGAAAUUAUUGGAAGUAACUUGCGGGGUGCUAUGGGCAGUUGGUCAGGAUUCACAUUUCACCGACUGCCAAUGAAAACAAUCCACCAACAGCAUAAACUAGUCCAAACUCUUUAAAGCAAAGAAAAGGUACUAGUGCUACUACUCCAGCCAGAUUCAUGGAAAGCGAAGCAAAGCAUGAAAAGAGGUGUACAGAGUGUCAAGUGAAUGAAGAAAGACCCAUUAAUAUCAUGGGGCUAUAUUUUUUUUUAUUUUUUUUCUCUAGAUAUAUUUCCUUUCCUUUUUUUUUGUGUAUUUUUGGGUGAAUUUUUUUGUUCUGUGCAAUGAAAACCCCGAGAAAGUGGUAGAAGGUAGAAAAUUGAAACAACUGUUUGGGUUUAGGUAUUAGGUUUGGGAGGUGGUGGCCGGUGGGGUUUUUCAUUGUUAUGAGUUCCUAUCAAAAACAUGUGCAUGUGAAGUACAAUACAAGAAAUACCAAUUUUUUCUUUUGUUCAUUACAUUUUUGGAUGUAUAGAUGAUAUCAUUAUUAUAGUAAUUAUAUAGUGUUUUGUGUUAA
Messenger RNA from Papaver somniferum (opium poppy), 2133 nucleotides. RefSeq names its product fasciclin-like arabinogalactan protein 17. The transcript is spliced from 3 exons. The record is from RefSeq and is a predicted model, not a curated record. Bases 247 to 1653 code for a protein of 468 amino acids. Lineage: Eukaryota; Viridiplantae; Streptophyta; Magnoliopsida; Ranunculales; Papaveraceae.